AUGGAAAUAUUAUCAAGAUUCAAGAAUGAGUUUUGUUUUGGUUUAUCAAUGUGUGCUUCUUUGCAGGAGGGACCACACUCUGUGAUUAAAGAUGAAGAGUUCUUUGAUGCAAUGGACGCUGCAUUGGAUAAGCGAGAUAAGGAAGAGGAGUUGAAUGACAAGUUACAGACACACAUUCAACCCGUCCAGCACCAAGUACCAGUUCCUGUUAAAAUGAAAGGCGAAAGACAUUGGCUCUCUGAAGAGUGUGAUAAAAAGGUGGAUGAAGCAAUUAAGUAUGUCUUUGAAGAUUUACACGGUGAAGAAGGAACGUGGCAAUUAGUUCAUGAAGAAGGUGAAAUGAAGGUAUAUCGUAGUGAACAGGAGAUUGAUGGAAUUGUUAUAGAUCCCCUCAAAGCUGUACACAGAGUACAAGGGAUAUCUGCACAUGAAAUGUGUUAUUACUUUUUCGAUGGUGGUUGUAGAAUGGAGUGGAAUGUGACUUUAGAAUAUGGUGAGGUCAUUGAACCUUUGAGCGAUGAUUGUUUGAUCUGGCAUGAGACCAUAAAGCGAGUAUGGCCCACUGCACAAAGAGAUUGUGUUUAUUGUUCCCAUUUUAGAAAACUUUCCAUGGAUGAUGGCAAUGAUCCUGGCACCUAUCUAGUCUGUAAUUUUUCAAUUGAUCAUCCGGAUCUACCGAUUAGCAGUAAAUGUGUGCGAGCCAAAAUCAAUAUAGGAAUGUUUUGUCAAACUAUUAUUGAUCCCCCAGUUGCUAAAGGUGAAGAAGUGCCAAGGGAGAAUGUUUGGUGUAAAAUAACAUACACAGCCCAUGUGAAUCCUGGUGGAUGGGCUCCAGCAUCUGUGCUACGUGCAAUGUAUAAGCGUGAAUACCCACGCUUCCUCAGAAAAUUUUCAUCUUAUGUCGGAAAGCGUGUGGAAGAUAAUGAAGUGAUGUGGUAG
Molecule: messenger RNA, 939 nt
Organism: Saccoglossus kowalevskii
Lineage: Eukaryota; Metazoa; Hemichordata; Enteropneusta; Harrimaniidae
Product: ceramide transfer protein-like
Biological process (GO): ER to Golgi ceramide transport
Molecular function (GO): lipid binding
Source: RefSeq, a predicted model, not a curated record